GGAAGCGGAAGCCGUGGCAGCGGAACUGGGACGCGCGCCUGGCCGGGGUCACACGUGUGCGAGUUGCUGUAAUGGAAGUCAAAGGGAAAAAAAAAAUCGCAGGAAAAGGUACAAAGCCAUCACAAGAAAAAAACAGGUUUCAUAAAAACAGUGAUUCUGGUUCUUCAAAGACAUUCCCAAAAAAAGUUGUUAAGGAAGGUGGACCUAAAAUCACAUCUAAGAACUUUGAGAAAACUGCCACAAAACCUGGGAAAAAAGGUGUGAAGCAGUUCAAGAAUAAGCAGCAAGGGGAUAAAAUACCAAAGAACAAAUUCCAGCAGGCAGAUAAAUUCAACAGGAAGAGAAAAUUCCAGCCAGACAGUAAAAAUGAUGACACAGCAGCCAAGAAACCCAAAUGGGAUGAGUUCAAAAAAAAGAAAAAAGAACUGAAGCAGAGCAGGCAACUCAGUGAUAAAACCAACUACGACGUUGUUGUUCGGGCGAAGCAGAUCUGGGAGAUCUUAAGAAGAAAAGAUUGUGACAAAGAAAAAAGAGUGAAGUUGAUGAGUGAUUUGCAGAAGUUGAUUCAAGGGAAAAUUAAAACUAUUGCGUUUGCACAUGAUUCAACUCGUGUGAUCCAGUGUUACAUUCAGUAUGGCAACGAAGAGCAGAGGAAACAGGCUUUUGAAGAACUGCGAGGUGAUUUGGUUGAAUUAAGUAAAGCUAAAUAUUCCAGAAAUAUUGUUAAGAAGUUUCUCAUGUAUGGGAAUAAAGCACAGAUUGCAGAGAUAAUGAGAAGCUUUAAAGGUCACGUGAGGAAGAUGCUGCGGCAUGCGGAAGCGUCCGCCAUCGUGGAGUACGCCUACAAUGAUAAAGCCAUCUUGGAGCAGAGGAACAUGCUGACAGAAGAGCUCUAUGGGAACACAUUUCAGCUUUACAAGUCAGCAGAUCACCCAACUCUGGACAAAGUAUUAAAGGUACAGCCAGAAAAACUAGAGCUUAUCAUGGAUGAAAUGAAACAGAUUCUAACUCCAAUGGCCCAAAAAGAAGCUGUGAUUAAGCACUCACUGGUACAUAAAGUAUUCUUGGACUUUUUUACCUAUGCACCCCCAAAGCUGAGAUCAGAAAUGAUUGAAGCCAUCCGAGAAGCAGUGGUAUAUCUGGCGCACACACACGAUGGCGCCAGAGUGGCCAUGCACUGCCUGUGGCAUGGCACGCCCAAGGACAGGAAAGUGAUUGUGAAAACAAUGAAGACUUAUGUUGAAAAGGUGGCUAAUGGCCAAUACUCCCACUUGGUUUUAUUGGCGGCAUUUGACUGUAUUGAUGAUACUAAGCUUGUGAGGCAGAUAAUCAUAUCAGAAAUUAUUAAUUCCUUGCCUAACAUAGUAAAUGACAAAUAUGGAAGGAAAGUCCUGUUGUAUUUACUAAGCCCCAGAGAUCCUGCACACACGGUAAGAGAGAUCAUUGAAGUUCUGCAGAAAGGAGAUGGUAACGCACACAGUAAGAAAGAUACAGAGAUCCGCCAACGAGAGCUCUUAGAAUCCAUUUCUCCAGCUUUGCUAAGCUACCUGCAAGGACACGCUCAAGAGGUGGUGCUGGAUAAGUCUGCGUGUGUGCUUGUGGCUGACAUCCUGGGAGCUGCCAUUGGAGACGUGCAGCCCGCCAUGAAUGCCGUCGCCAGUUUGGCAGCGGCAGAGCUGCAUCCUGGUGGCAAGGAUGGAGAGCUUCACGUUGCAGAACAUCCUGCAGGACAUCUAGUUCUGAAGUGGUUAAUAGAGCAAGAUAAAAAGAUGAAAGAAAGUGGACGAGAAGGUUGUUUUGCAAAAACACUCGUAGAGCUUGUUGGUAUGAAGAACCUGAAGUCCUGGGCUAGUGUCAAUCGAGGAGCCAUUAUUCUUUCUAGCCUUCUCCAGAGCUCUGAUCAAGAUGUUGCAAAUAAAGUCAAAGCUGGAUUGAAAAGCCUUAUUCCCACAUUGGAAAAAAACAAAAACACCAGCAAAGGAAUAGAAAUGCUACUUGAAAAACUGACUGCCUAAGUAGAAACAGUUAAGAACAAGUUGGAGUCGUUUUUCCUCUUCCGUUUUCCCAGUACAGGAAAGAAGGGCUAGGGUCCAUCUUACUGGUCAUUUGCGUGCUCUGUAUAUGUGUUUCUUCUUUGUAUAAGAAUCUAUUUAUAAAAUGAUUUCUAAAAAUGGCCUUUUUAAGAAAAAAAUCUCAGCCUUCUCUUUUAUCAUAUUGAAUAGUAAGCAAAUCACGAUGUAAAAGGUUUUAACAGUCGUACACAGUGGGACCAACCAAAUUUAUAUAAAGUAGUUGCGUGCGUUGAUUCAGGGGAGAAGACAUCUUCAGUGAACAGUAGUCUGAGAGGGCUUCAUGGAGGAGGAGGAACCUGAGAGUUUCCUGCUUCAGAGGAAGGCAGGAUGUGGUAAAGAAGAGCCACGGGGAGUCCUUGGUGGGAGCAGUGAGGUGGCAGUCAGUGGUUUUGAACUGAACUUCAGGAAGGCUUGGGGCUUGUUGGGUACAGGGAUGGGGAUACUCUACAUCCAGGACAGCUGCAUUCCUAGCUGCCUUAUGGAUUGGGUGCCAUGUUAGAUUUUGUUGGAAACAAGCCACUCCAGGAAGUUAAGAUUUGUAGGGGCAAAUGUGCUGGAUGAAUUAGGGGAUCAUAGUGGGUAGCGGUGUUAAGGUCAUUGUCACAGGGAAAAUCUUCCUGUCUUUGAAACUGGGCCUUCCAAGUAAAUAGCUCCUUGUAGUGAGACUUUCUCUCUUGGGACUUUCCCUAAAGUAGUUGAGGCCUACAGGGUUUGAGUUAGAAGGAUACACAAAUUUGUUAAUAGUGCAGAAGUUGCAAUUUAAGUACAAGUAGGAUGUUUGAAUUUUAAAACUACACUUGGCUUCCAAGCAACAAAGCUUGGAAGGAUUGGUAGACCUUGGAAGAAUUCAUAACCAGGCUCAUGUAGCCCUGCCUAUGAAUACCUGACUGCUUUCGAAACCGAGCUUUGGGGCUUUCUCUAAGUAGCCGGCUGUAACAGGACACCCACUCAGGUCUGUCACUGCAGUUACACCUCAGGAGAACGGCUGUGCCUUUCCUACCAGACCGCUGGGUCCCAGGACUACUCCCAACUCACGAGCUGCCAGGACGUUACCUGCUGCCCUCUUCUGCGGGUGCAUUGAACCCUGCAGGAGCAAAAGAGCCGAUGCCUGUAAUUCUCUUUUGGUGUGGAUUCUCCCCCUACCCCCCCCCCGCCUCCCCCCAACCCCUACCCAGCCAGGUCUAAGGGUAGAGGUGGGACCCUUGGGGGAACUGGGGGUGGGGUGGGAGACAAUGGGGAAGAGCUUGCUUUUGUUUGACUGAUACAUUGCGUGUUUGUUUUCCGUAUAAAGGGCCCAUUUGGAAAGAGAGGGGGACAGAAAUUCUGCUGUUUGUUCCAUCUGUAAGACUAAAAAAAUAACAUCCGUAGUUUUGAAAGUUAGAAUAUUAUGAAGCAUAUAACAAGAGCAGAAAUCCUUCUUCUGCCCCACUCCUCCACACCCCUGCCUUGUCCUCCCCAGAAGCAACGACUUUCAGUUCUUUUUAGCUCUAAGUUUUUAAAUAUAUGAUUUUUGUGGGUUAAAAAAAAAAAUGUAUCUGUUUUAGGCAUUUUCUUUUAA
Molecule: messenger RNA, 3630 nt
Organism: Eubalaena glacialis (North Atlantic right whale)
Lineage: Eukaryota; Metazoa; Chordata; Mammalia; Artiodactyla; Balaenidae
Gene: PUM3
Product: pumilio RNA binding family member 3
Exons: 18
Coding region: 72-2015 (647 amino acids)
Biological process (GO): regulation of translation
Cellular component (GO): nucleolus
Molecular function (GO): mRNA binding
Source: RefSeq, a predicted model, not a curated record